GAACGCAGGAAGCAACAAGCCCAUGGCACCAUCAUCUUAGUACCACAAGCUAUAGUCGUAAUCCCGAUCUCUUAUUGGCUGCCUCACAUUCGACCUCGUAUCCACCACCACCGACACCGACACCGACACCAACACCAACACAAACCCCUUUCCCUUUCCCUUUCCCUUUCCCGUUCCCUCUCCCUCUCCCAACUCCCCUCACCACCUCACCACCCACACAAUGCCCAACAAAAGAACAGACGAAAACCUCUCCGAGGUCAUCCCCCCACAGAAACCCCUCGACGAAAACCUCCCCGAAGUCGUCCCCCCCAACUACAACUACAGCUACCCCACCGCCGACUCACCCUUCAACUUCCCCCCCGGACCUUCCUCCAAGCGAACCUCAGCCUCAGCCUCAAUCUCAUCCACCCAUCUCACCCAUCUCACCCACCUCAUCGCCAUCCCCCAAACCACCACGACCCCCACCGCCCCCUUCCUAGACGCCUACUCCCCCUCCCUCCUACAAUACGGCAUCACCCCCUCCUCAUGGCGCGGCUUCCUGACCACCCUCUCCGCAUUCCUGGCCGCCCGGGUCUCCGAAAAAGCCCUCUCCCACGCCGCCGACAUGGGGCGGCACAUCAUGUCCGGCCCGAAACGGUUCGCGCUCGGCACGCGCGACCACGCGCGCAGCAUCAGGACCAACAUCCAGGGGGCCGCGAAAGAGGGGAACUACGUAAAGGCCGCGUUCGGGGUAGUGGGCGGGGCGAUUCGGUUACCGGUGGGAACGGCAUUGAGGGCUGUGGGCGCGACGGUUAGUUUGCCGGGGGGUGCGGUGCGUGCUGUUACGCAGAAGCCGCAGACGCCGAGGGAGAGGGCGGCUGCGUAUGCGGCGGCCGCGACGGAGAAGUGGUUGAUGGAUAGGGGGUUGAGGGCCGAGGUGGUGGAUACGGGGGUCUGGCGGGUUGGGGCGUUGGAGGGGUGGGUGGCUCCGUUGGAGGUAUUUACGGGGAGUACCUUGGUUCUUGGGGUUGAGAGCUUGUGGUUGGUUGUUUUGGAGGAGGGGAGGACGAAGGUGACCGGGGAGGAAAAGUUUUGAGAUGGGAAUGAUGGGAGUGAUGGUGGCGGGGUUGAUUGGUUUAUAGAUUGUGGUUAUGGUGAUAGAGAUAGACUGACUGAGUAGAUAAUGUAUUCAGACAUAACAAUCGCCAGCUCGUCACGGGAAGUCCAUUGCCUUGGAUCCAAAGCAACCACUUUGACUGGUACACACUCCACCCCUUUGAAGACAAUGUGACCUGGCUUGCUCUCUCUCUCUC
Aspergillus sclerotioniger CBS 115572 is the source of this 1292-nucleotide messenger RNA. RefSeq lists its product as uncharacterized. The record is from RefSeq and is a predicted model, not a curated record. Lineage: Eukaryota; Fungi; Ascomycota; Eurotiomycetes; Eurotiales; Aspergillaceae. The transcript is spliced from 2 exons. The coding region runs from base 221 to 1075 and encodes 284 amino acids.